UGGCGCCUUCACAAAUUGCGAUUCGCCUCGUUCGCAUAAAUACCCUGUACGUAGAUUUCAGGAUAAAGCUCGGUUUGCCGUUAGUUGCUACAUUGCAUUGUUGGAGCUUCACGUCACCACAGAGACAAUUAUUGCAACGUUACAUUAACCUUGUAAGCUUGCACUCGCAUUGCUGGUGCUGAAAAUGCCACGGCCGAAGAAAAGCUCCUACAACAACGAGAAACCGCCAUUGUCGUACGUCGCUCUUUGUGCAAUGGCUAUCCGUAGCUCCUCCACAGGAAUGAUGUCUUUGAAUGAUAUCUAUCGUUUCAUAAUCAAUACUUUUCCAUACUACAAGAGUACGGUUUCCAAGUGGAGAAACUCUCUCAGACAUAAUCUUUCGUUUAACGAUUGCUUUGUCAAGAUUAUCCAAGGUGGCGAAAACGGUCAUAAGCGAAGCUUGUGGAGUCUGCAUCCAAACUGCGGUGAUAUGUUUGACGAUGGUAGCCUCCUUCGCAGGAAACGGAGAUUCGUUGCAAGAAAGAGACACAAGGAUGAGACACAACGACAUUUGGUAAAAUUUGGAACGCAAACGGCAAACGCGACCCUUUUACCCACCAUGCAGCAAAGUCAGGAAAAUCAAACCAACAAGUCACGUAUCUGCGAGAUUAUAACAAAUAAACUUUCUCACAACCGCUUCAUAUCAAAAACAAUAAUACAAGGCGCAAAGAAUGAUACUGCUACACACUACGGUGAAAUAGGCUCGAAUCCGACCAACUUCUCAAUUGACAAUAUACUUAAAGGUACGGUUUCCAAAGAGAAAAGGCAGUUGUACCAAGGUGAAAAGCAUGGAGUGCCCAGGCUUUUGAGAAUAUCUGGAAGCCGACAUCCUGAUGAGCUGUUUUGCGCUGUGUCUGAAUACAGAGAACAUUAUGAGCAUCAAAGAAGAAGAAAGCUUUACACGCAUCAAACUUGUUCCUGCAAAAGCUUUAUUGGGUUUGAGGCAAAAGAGCAUCUGUUCGAUGCAACCCUGUACAAAUAUUGCCAUCCAAAUGUAUCCGCAUUUGAGGAAGAGACCCCCUUGCCCGGCAUAGAGCCCCACAGAGCGUCUCUCACUCUCCAUUACAAAGCUUGUUGCUCGUAGCUAUAUUGUGGCUUGGUAUUACGUUUUUAACCACUGUGAAGAUAGUAUGGGGAAAAGAAAAAAAUAUGAGUUCACGACUGAUAACAGAAAACUUGGUUUUCAGUUCUUAUUUUAGAUGGUUUCCAGUUAAAUGAAUUCCAAAGAUAGCAUUUAAAAUCUUGUCUUUAUCUUGUUAGCUUAAUGUAAAGUGGUUUUAUGAUCCUAUUGAUGUUUAAAGGGAUUUGAUCUAAACUGUAACAUUGUCAUUAUGGAAUUUAAUUACGGGCUACCAAGAUCUGUGAUUUGUAACACUUUGAGCAAGAAGGGUAUGUGGUAUUAAGUAUAACUGUAAAUGGGGUGGUUUAGCCAAACUGUAUCACGAUAUAUUAUCCAUAGUCAAUUAAAUGUGUACAUAAAACAGCUCUAGUAGUACUAUCUUGUGUCCAGAGUGAAUCAUGAGUUUCAUUUUCUCUCCAAGUACUGACAGCUACCACUUUAAUCAGCAGCUAUACAAUACUUUUCUUACUUACGCUAGCCAUAGACCUGCUGACCUUGACAAUGCUGUUUUCGUGAAUCUAAUGAGAUUGGUUCUUCUUUGAAAAUUGCUAGUUGUAUCCUGAGGAGAUGGAAUUGGAAGAACCGUUAAUAUCUUUCAAAAGUUUUAGCAAUAAUAAGUCUCAGUAGCAAUGCAACUUCAAUAAAGACUGUCUUUCAAUGGGUGUUGGUGAUUUUGGGGCACUAAGAAAGCAGUUGCUUCACCAGUUUAAAAAAUUGCUGUGUCAUUCACGGUAAUACAAUUUCUCCCGGUUUUCCAGAUAAAGUAGAGACACCGCAGUUUUUUCUUUGAAUUUACCAUUUUCUCCCCAUUUAAACCCUAUACGAGUCUAUCAUAUUCUGCUACCUUAUAUUUCCAUUCCGUACCCUUUUCUGUCUUUGCCUUUAUUUCUGCUUAAGGCAACCUAGAACUGUCUCCGUCCAUUACAUUUAUGUCUAAAUCAAUAACAACAAUAGUAGUGUAUGAUGCUGAAAUGUAAAGUAUUUUACCAUGUGAUUAUUUGCCGAUUUUUGUGGAAUUGCUUUCUGACUGCUAGAAAUGGCAUCAUGUUCAAGGACCACGCACUUCAUAUCAUCAUGUUUUUGGCAGAUCACAUUUAUUUUAUUUUGGAUGUACCUUACUGCACCGACUAAAGACAUGCGUUCGUAACUUCACAUAGUUCUAAACACGAAACAUAUUUCUAAACAUUUUCUCCCUCAGUAAUAACUAUUUCAUCACUUCCCACGAACUGCAAGUUUUUGAAGCAUUUAUAUAAAUACUGGAAGUGGCAAGAUUCCAAGAGUGCUAAAAAAUAUUAAGAAGGGGAUUUUCAAACCCGCUCACUGGUUGAAUCAUUGCCCAUUCACUUGCCUAUAACUGAAGGACAUUUGAAUUGCUGAAAGACAAGGGAUGGCCAGAAAAUAACAAAGCUAUUUAAAGUUUGCAACAGAAAUGUUUAGAACAUGAAAAAAAAUUUCUAUGUAAUCGCUUGAAAUAAUACAACUUCAAAGGAAUCAUUGGGACAGAGAUAUAAGAACUGCAGGUUUUAAGUGACGACCAUGUUAUGGAGAACAUAUAGUAUUACUGAUGAUAGUUACAACUUGUUUUAUCUGAUCGCCAGAUCUCAUUUCGCAUCCAAAGCUAAAACUAACUAAUAGCAACGAAUAACGCCCAAAGAAAUGAGAAAUUUACAAUCAGAAAGUGAUAUCAGAUGACGUUUUUCUAUCAUCUCCGUUGCUGAAUGUCCUUGGUGCUUUCUGUUAUUGUUUUGCUUGAUCAACUUGGCUUUAAAAAUGAUUGACAGCAAGUAAACAACCUUGGAAUUCCGACGAUGUUUAGAACACACCAAAAAUUCUCGUGCUUCUUAACUCUAUGGUACCCCCACUGCCUUUUGUUCAAGUCUUAAGUCUGAAAUUUAAAUGCGCAUAGCUUCUUGUUCCAGGCCAUUCGCACUGUCUUCCUCCUUAAACAAAUUGUGGUCACUUAAUCAAGCCCAAUCUAAUAAUUUAUCAUGAUUAGUAUAGCCAUUUUAUUUCUGGGUAUACUAUCAGUGGAUCAGUGACAUGAACAGCAGUGAAAAGACCCAAUAUUCAUUAGAUCUAAUUAAAAACACCAAAUCUCGUUAUUAUUCAUACGACACUUCCGUAAACAUGUUUCUUAGAA
Molecule: messenger RNA, 3299 nt
Organism: Rhopilema esculentum
Lineage: Eukaryota; Metazoa; Cnidaria; Scyphozoa; Rhizostomeae; Rhizostomatidae
Biological process (GO): cell differentiation; anatomical structure morphogenesis; regulation of transcription by RNA polymerase II
Molecular function (GO): RNA polymerase II cis-regulatory region sequence-specific DNA binding; DNA-binding transcription factor activity, RNA polymerase II-specific
Source: RefSeq, a predicted model, not a curated record